UUCGGUCGCGCCCACUACGUCUCGGUCGCGCUCGGUAUUUUGGCCCUCGGAGCGCUCCGUAGAGCAGGAAGAUUGAAGCGGCGCCGGUUCGAGUAUUUGGAGAUGUCGGAGUUACCGAAGAGAACGAGAAGGCCCACAGCCGCCCCUAAGCUGGAGAUGUCCUUCCUGAGUGCGAUGUCAGACACAGAUGAGGACUCUCAAGAGGAUGAGGAAGAAUGGAAGCCGGAGGCAAAGGCCCCUCCAGCAAAAAGACAAGCCAAGAAAACGAAGGAGCCAACCGAGAAACCUGCUCCCAAACCACGCAAGGCUCCGGCUGCUCCCAAACCACGCAAGGCUCCGGCUGCUCCCAAACCACGCAAGGCUCCGGCUGCUCCCAAACCACGCAAGACUGCUGCCAAAAAAACUACCAAAACGUCCGUUCCUGGUAAUGAAGAACCUGGAAUAACAUCUGAGAGUAUAUUCAGCGACACAUCAACAUUUCCGGGGAUAACCAUUAAAGAAGAGAGAAAGUCAAUAUCUGUAGAGCAGUCCAUCAAGGAGGAAAAGCCGAAGAAAAGAAAAGUGGGUUCAGGAACGCCUAAAGCAAAGCCAACUAGGGUGAAGGCGGAGAGGAUGAGUCUCGGCAUUGAUGAAUUCCCCGCUACCAGCAGCAGCGAUAUGAAUAUCAAUUUGAAGACGGAGAGAAGAUCCGAAGAGGAGGAAGAAGAACCUCCAGAUGACUUCUCAUUUGGUCCACCGGCCAAAAAACUCAAGACGUCAGACGCUGCAGGGAAGCCGGUGAAAUUGAAGGGCUCAGGCCAAGAAAGCACUGAGAUGAACUGGGACACUGUAGAGAUUCUGGCGGAGCGCACCAAUGUGGAGCCCUGGGUUUGCGCUAAUCUGAUCAAGCUGUUCAAGGAUGAGAACACCAUUCCAUUUAUUGCCCGCUACAGAAAAGAGCUCAUCAACAAUCAUGAUGCCGAUGUACUGCGAGAAAUACAGCAAGGCUUGGAAGAAUUGAGGUCUGUAUCUAGAAAAGCUCACUCUCUGCUAGAGAAGCUGAGGAAAGAAGGGAAGCUGAAUGCCGGCCUACACAAUGAGAUGCUAAACUGCAGGACCUUGGAUGAAAUUGAACAUGUGUACGCACCUUAUAAAACUGGAAGCAAAGGAACCAAAGCGCAAAGAGCCAGACAGCUUGGACUGGAGCCCGCCGCCAAAGCUCUGAUUGAAAACCCUCAGCAGCUGAACCUGCAUAUGUAUAUAAAGCCGGACACGGAAGGUUUAUUCGUAAUUCAAGAAAUUGAGACGGGAGUGCAGCACAUUCUGGCAGACAUGAUUGCGAAAGACAAAGACACGCUGGAUAACAUUAGAAACCUGUGUCAACAAAAUUACGUCACUAUCAAUUCGACAUUGGCUAAAGCUUCAGGCAAGGAGAAGGAAAAAGAAGGAAAUGUAAAAGACGUGGACAAGUUUCAUUUGUAUCACAACUUUUCCUGCAACAUAAAUAGAAUUCAACAUCACCAAAUUCUGGCCAUUAACCGUGGGGAAAAUCUAAAAAUCCUGACAGUAAAGGUCACCAUUCCUGACAGGGUGAAGGAUUUGUUCUGUAGGUGGUGUGUCAAUGAAAGGUGGAGACCAAAGCAGUUUGCGAGGCCGGAGUUUAUGACAAUUCUGCGGAAUUCUGUAGAAGAUUCCUACAAGCGCCUGAUUUAUCCUCUUCUCUGCAGAGAGUAUCGAUCCAAACUAACCUCCGAUGCAGAAAAGGAAUCUAUAAUGAUGUUUGGAAGAAACCUACGCCAGCUGCUCCUCGCAGGCCCUGUCAGAGGGCGAACAAUAAUGGGUGUGGAUCCAGGGUAUAAGCACGGCUGUAAGCUAGCCAUCAUUUCACCCACCAACCAGAUCCUUCAUACGGAUGUUGUAUAUUUGCACACGGGACGUGGCGCCUCGAUGCACGAUGCUGAGAAAAUUAAAAGACUUCUCCUGAAUUCCAACUGUUAUACAAUUGCCAUCGGGAAUGGAACAGCAUGCAGAGAAACCGAGCGCUACUUUGCUGACCUGAUCCAGAGGAGAUUUUUUGCACCCCUUAAUGUUGCCUACUGCAUUACAAAUGAAGCUGGUGCAUCCAUCUAUAGUGUUAGUCCAGAUGCUGCCAAAGAGAUGCCAGACCUAGAUCCCAAUCUGAGGAGUGCAGUUUCCAUAGCGAGACGGGUACAAGAUCCAUUAGCUGAGCUGGUGAAAAUUGAGCCUAAACACAUUGGCGUCGGGAUGUACCAGCACGAUGUCUCGCAGGUGCUCUUGAAAGGCACUCUGGACAGUGUGGUGGAGGAAUGUGUCAGCUUUGUAGGGGUGGAUAUCAACAUCUGCUCUGAAACUCUGUUGAGGCAUAUUGCUGGUUUAAACUCGGUACGGGCAAAGAACGUAAUUGAAUGGCGAGAAAUGAAUGGACCGUUUUUAAACAGAGAGCAGCUGAAGUGCGUGAAGGGGCUGGGUCCAAAGACCUUCCAGCAAUGUGUCGGAUUUAUCCGAAUUAACCAGGAAUAUGUCAAGAACCUGGGCAGGGACCGAAAAGCAGAUGAGAACUCGAAUAUUUCUGGACCCGGUUCACAAUCAUCCCACAUCACUGCUCCCAAACAGGGCAAAAAAACUGCUAAAUCUGCACUCAAUGUUCCAGCCAAGCCAAAUCCACUGGAUCAGACUUGUAUUCAUCCUGAGUCGUACAGCAUAGCAGCAAGAUUAUUGAGCCUCGUGAGUGGAAGUGCUGAAGACAUUGGAUCAGAAAAAAUCCAAAGGCAAAUUAAUGACUUCGUCCAAAGAGAAGGGAUUGAUAAAUUAUCUGAGAAGCUGAAGACGACUGUGCUCACAUUGCAGCUAAUUAUAGACGGUCUCUGCCAACCUGAAGGCUAUGACAUUCGUACAGCUUUUGAUCAAUCUGAUUUCAAGACCAAUAUCGUCAGCAUGGAAGACCUAAAGAUUGGAACUAUUCUUACUGGGAAGGUUGAAAAUGCCACAUUAUUUGGAGUUUUUGUGGACAUUGGUGUAGGAAAAGCUGGGCUAAUUCCAAUGCGAUAUAUAACAGAGGAUAAACUCUGCAAGGAGAAAAGACGGAGAAGUCUUGGGCUUGGACCUGGAGAGCGUGUAGAGGUUCGAGUUUUAAACGUUGAUGUUCGACAGUCAAGAAUUUCACUUGAACUUUUGCGGGUUUUAAAAUGAAGUUUGGCUGACUCAGUAGAUGCACUGUUUUUACAUAUGAAGUGCCUUUUUUUUUUUUUUUUUGUAUCCCCAGCCGGGGAAUACAUUGAUACAAAAAAGGUUGUGUUAGUAAUAGUUAUUUUCAAAUUAUGACCAGACUGUUCUGAUUAUGUCUGUGGUUAUUUUUUAUGUUUUAGUUAUUUUAAUAAUAGUUGUCGUCAAUUAAUACCUUUAACUUUGAAAUGUAUGAAAACAUGUAUGAAAAAAAAAGAUGAACAAUUCAAACACCUAUUUGAAGGAGUUUCUAGAUUGUGCAAU
Molecule: messenger RNA, 3486 nt
Organism: Rana temporaria (common frog)
Lineage: Eukaryota; Metazoa; Chordata; Amphibia; Anura; Ranidae
Gene: SRBD1
Product: S1 RNA binding domain 1
Exons: 22
Coding region: 103-3189 (1028 amino acids)
Biological process (GO): translation; nucleobase-containing compound metabolic process
Molecular function (GO): mRNA binding; structural constituent of ribosome
Source: RefSeq, a predicted model, not a curated record